Priapulus caudatus is the source of this 1368-nucleotide messenger RNA. Its product is annotated as cytochrome P450 2U1-like. NCBI's taxonomy places the organism in Eukaryota, Metazoa, Priapulida, Priapulimorpha, Priapulimorphida, Priapulidae. Gene Ontology annotation, biological process: xenobiotic metabolic process. Gene Ontology annotation, cellular component: cytoplasm; intracellular membrane-bounded organelle. The coding region runs from base 73 to 1044 and encodes 323 amino acids. Gene Ontology annotation, molecular function: iron ion binding; oxidoreductase activity, acting on paired donors, with incorporation or reduction of molecular oxygen, reduced flavin or flavoprotein as one donor, and incorporation of one atom of oxygen; heme binding. The record is from RefSeq and is a predicted model, not a curated record. The transcript has 4 exons.
ACGAGGUGAACGUGUCUUGGACAUAUUUGAGCACGAGGACACGUGAAUGGCUUUGAAGUACAUAACCACCUGAUGGUCGGAGUGUCGACAAUCAUCUGUAGUCUCGUGUUCGGUAAACAUUACACUCACGAUGACGCGUUCCUCAAGCAGUACUUGGAAAUCCUCGACGAAAUGGCUGCUAAUAUGUCGAAUGGAGCUGCAGCCGCCUUUCUGCCGUUCCUUCGCAUUCUACCAGGAAACGUGCUGACGAAAUUCAAGAGGAACAGCGAUUGGAUACGCGCCAACUGGCUGGAUAUCGAAUUAGUUGAGCACAAGGAGACAGUCGACGUCAGCAACCCACGUGACUACAUCGACGCCUACCUCGCAAAGAUGCAGACGACGAAGGAGGGUUCGACUUCCCGCCAUCCUACUACCCACAUGUCAGACGAGCAGCUAGUGGCUUGUCUCGGGGACCUGUUUGCCGCUGGCACCGAGACGACGACCAAUACACUUAAGUGGGGCCUCCUCUACAUGCUGAGAUAUCCGGACAUACAGAGAAAGGUCCAGGCCGAAUUAGAUGAAGUGGUCGGUAGAGGGCGCCUUCCGUCUAUUAAAGAUAAACCGAACCUGCCUUACACACAUGCCGCCGUACUGGAGAUGUUGCGCUGCAGCAGCGUCGUGCCUCUUGGUGUGCUACGUGCCACGACGAAGGAGACAACCAUAGGAGGCUACCGAAUUCCCAACAGAACCGUUCUGAUCCCGAACCUGUGGGCCGUCACGCACGAUCCGAGAUACUGGGAGAAACCGGACGAGUUCUAUCCCGAACAUUUCCUCGACGCAGACGGCAAGGUCACGAACCGGGAAGCGCUGAUCCCGUUCUCAUCCGGUACGCGCCUCUGCAUCGGUGAACUUCUCGCCAGGAUGGAAUUGUUCCUUUUCUUCUCGAGCGUGCUGCAGAGGUUCACAUUAGCGCCGCCAGAGGGCAGCCCGAGGCCGGAGGCGAAAGGGAAACUUGGCAUCACCUUGUCGCCGCAACCUUACAAGCUAACAGCUACACUACGCUAAACUAUAGACAAUUCUUAUAAUACUACAGUAUACUAUAUCAUUAUAGAUAUAUAUACUGUAUUAUAAUAUAUAUAUAUAUAUAUAUAUAUAUAUAUAUAUGCGCUAAACGCUACGAUAGACUGCCAUUUAUUUUAGAUUCGCAACAAUGCUUCAUACAGUUGACGUGUCGCAGCCGAUGACUCAACAUCUAUGUCGCUGAAAAUAACUGUAUGUUCGCGUUAACAGGCCGCGAAAUUUUUUAGUAUGUUUUUGUAAACACAUCGUGACAAAGUUCCGCAUGUUAUAGUAAAGAAGGGACGUGGUAUUGUGGUGCAAACAAAUGAA